AUGGAAAUAAUGCAAAAACCCCUUCCUAAAUGUCCACUGAGUCUGAUCACACUCCAAAAGGGGUUGAAUUAUAUUAGGGCAAGAAAUUUGAAGAAAUUGCACAGCAGUGGUGAAUAUUACACUGAAUACAUGGGUAUUGGUUUGUCAGCACAAGGUGUGAACAUGAAUAGAUUACCUGGUUGGGACAAAAAUUCCUUUGGAUAUCAUGGUGAUGAUGGUCACUCCUUUUGUUCCUCUGGCACUGGCCAUGCUUAUGGGCCAACAUUCACAACAGGUGAUGUUAUAGGCUGUGGUAUCAACCUCAUUGAUAAUGUCUGUUUCUACACAAAAAAUGGUCAUUACCUGGGUGUAGCAUUUACAGAUUUACCUCCACAUUUAUAUCCCACGGUUGGGUUACAAACUCCGGGGGAAGUUGUAGAUGCUAACUUUGGACAGGCCCCUUUUGUUUUCGACAUUGGAGAGAUGAGGAGGGAGCUGCAGUGCCGUGUGAGAACAACUAUCCAAAACUUUCCCGUCCCUGACACUUAUGGGCAAUGGCAGACAAUGCUCCACAGGUAUUAUUUACUUGACUUCUGUAGGACAAGUCAUGUCCAUUCUAGGGCCGAGAACAAGAAGGGCCAAUGUCAUAAAAGUCAAUAGCAAGAAAAAUUGCAUUAGAAAGUUUGCUCUCUUCAUUGAAAUUCAGCAAAUAUUUUUUUUUUGUUUUUUUUUCUGUGACUAAUCAAACAGUGUUACAUUAAUCUAAUCCUUUUGAAGAGUUUAUUUACAUGAAGAAAAUAACCAUUUUUCAUUAAAGCAAAUAUAUAUAUAUUUUUUUACUUUUUAAUGCUUAAAAAUGAAUAUUGUACUUUGUGCUUAUUAAUUAAUAAAUUAAGACAAUUACUGCAAUUAAUAUUUAAAUCAUUCCUUCUGAUUGGAUUUCUAAUGGUUUUUCUACCAUUUUAUGGCUUAACCCCUUAACCCAUUGCCGUCGGGGAAAAUUAAUAAAAAAGGGGGAAAAUGCUGUACUCAUUUUUUAUAUUUUUGUGAAAUAUCCCUGAACAUGUAUGGCUCUGCUAGUCCUGAUUUCACCUUUCCUUGAAUUGGUGGGGAAAAACGUAUUUUUACUAGUGCUAUAAAUAUAGAUGGUGUUAUU
This is a messenger RNA of Penaeus indicus, 1135 nucleotides long. RefSeq names its product ran-binding protein 9-like. Gene Ontology annotation, molecular function: protein binding. The record is from RefSeq and is a predicted model, not a curated record. The coding region runs from base 1 to 639 and encodes 212 amino acids. The transcript is spliced from 5 exons. Lineage: Eukaryota; Metazoa; Arthropoda; Malacostraca; Decapoda; Penaeidae.